Messenger RNA from Haliotis rubra (blacklip abalone), 1645 nucleotides. Its product is annotated as deleted in malignant brain tumors 1 protein-like. Gene Ontology annotation, cellular component: membrane. NCBI's taxonomy places the organism in Eukaryota, Metazoa, Mollusca, Gastropoda, Lepetellida, Haliotidae. The record is from RefSeq and is a predicted model, not a curated record. Bases 62 to 1645 code for a protein of 527 amino acids. The transcript is spliced from 10 exons.
UGUAUGCUAUAGGAUAUUCACCCGUCGACCGCAGCCAGAAACACGCCAUCUUUCAUUCAACAUGACGAAGUGGGCGGCAGCUUAUAUACUUCUUCUUACAAGUGUGUCUUGCAGUGUGUUUAGCCAGACAAUCCGACUGGUGUCCCCACUGGACAACGGAGUUGGGAGACUUGAGGUGUACUAUAACGGAAUAUGGGGCACCGUGUGUGACGACAGCUUUGGUGCCGAUGAAGCUAAAGUGGUCUGCAGACAACUAGGACGAUAUGAAAGCGGAGUUACACCAAGGGCGAUUCAAACUUUCGGUUUUGGAGGAGGGCAGAUUUGGUUGGAUGACGUGAGUUGCUCUGGUUCCGAAUCAUCUUUGGCCAGCUGUUCACACAAUUCAUGGGGCGUCAACAAUUGUGGCCACAGUGAAGAUGUUGGCAUCAUAUGUGACCCAAGUGACAUAACGAUGAAGCUGACACCAAGCUACAAAAAGGGACUCCUCCAGGUAUCCCACUCCGGUGUCUGGGGAACAGUGUGUGAUGACCUUUUCGGCGAAGUAGAAGCUUCAGUUGUGUGCAGGGCUCUGGGGUACCAAAGAGGAAGGGUAAUAGAUGAAAGCAAUUCCACUAAAAUGUGGCUAGAUGACGUCCAGUGCACGCUGCAGAACACAGAUCUAAAGGACUGCAAGCACAGGCCAUGGGGCACAGAUGACUGUAGCGGCUCAGAAGCUGUUGGUGUUGAGUGUUCUUCGUUUCCUGAAGAGAUUGCAGCAGCAAGACUUUCCUCCAACGCCAACACGCAAGGAGAAGGAGUUCUGGAGCUGUACUAUGGUGGACGAUGGGGAAGAGUUCAUUCCACUGGGUUCGGAGUUGAAGAGGCAACGGUUGCUUGCAGAAUGUUGGGAUACAACACCGAUGCAGCCCUCGCCAGCUUGACUUUCAAUCUCGGCAAUGAAACACUCUUCGAUAAAGUCCAGUGUGUUGGCACUGAACUCACCUUGAAUGAAUGUCUGCACUACCCUUGGAAUACUGGUACAGCAUGGAUGGUAAUCAGAGUACAGUGUCCGUCUGCUCAUCUUCAAAUACGCCUAAAUUCGACAACUUCUGGACGGGGACGGGUAGAAGUUCUACACAACAAUGUGUGGGGAACAGUCUGUAGAGGGUCGUCGUUUUCCUCACAGGAGGCACAAGUUGUAUGCAAAAUGGCAAAUCUUCCCUGGACAACAGCCUCUGUGACAACGUCUUAUGGUCAAGGUGAAGGACUUAUCUGGCUGAGCAAUGUCAAUUGUCUGGGGACAGAGACCUCCCUAGACGAGUGUUCCCACUCUGGUUGGGGAACAGCACCAAGAUGUUCCCACAGUAGUGAUGUUGGUGUGAUAUGUGGUGGAGAUACUGUGAGUAUCCACCUGGAGCCACCAGGUAGUGUCCUCAACGUCCUUCUUGGUCAACCUCUCAGUGUCAAGUGUGUGGUCGAUUACUCCAACUCUCCCGUCACAUCGUUCAGGUGGACACACAGUGGGCGUUCCGACAGUGGACAAACAUUCAGUAGAACGAUGAUAUUAAAGUCUGACUCGGGCAAUCUAACAUGCAAUGUAGGGAAUGCGAGGGCCUCCACCCGAUUCAACGUGUGGUGUAAGUGUCCAACGACACGAAGUCAUUAA